AUGCAGAUCAAGCAUCUGCUCUUCAACUUCCUCGCCCUGGCCGUCACGGUCAAGGCUCUCCCUCACGCUGAGGCCGAGGACUUUAGUCUCGAGGCCCGGGAGGAUACCCUCGUUGAGCGCGGUGGCUACGGAUGUGGCCCCGAUGCUACCGAGCAGUACGGUGCCUGCGUCUGCAAGGACUCCAAGGCCAAGUGGGACGAUAGCAAGAAGAAGUGCAUCUGUCCCUAUGGCCUGACCCUCAAGAACAGCAAGUGUGUCUGCCCUGACGGACAGACAUACAAGGACGGAAAGUGUCAGCCCAACUGCCCCGACGGCCAAGUCUACAAGGACGGCAAAUGUCAAUGUCCUCCUGGCAAGGUCUCUGGCCCCUACGGAAAGUGCGUCUGCCCCGAAGGCAAGGUCGAGAAGAACGGAAAGUGUGUCUGCCCUGAUGGUCAAGUCGAGAAGUACGGCAAGUGUGCUUGCCCCGACGGCCAAGUCUACAAGGACGGCAAAUGCCAAUGCCCUCCUGGACAGACGCUCAAGUAUGGAAAGUGCACAUGCCCCGAUGGACAGACAUACAAGGACGGCAAAUGCCAGUGCCCUCCCGGCAAGGUCCCCGGAAAGUACGGAAAGUGCGUCUGCCCUGAGGGACAGGUCGAGAAGUACGGCAAGUGCACAUGCCCCGACGGCCAGACUCUCAAGGAUGGCAAGUGUGUGUGCCCCCCCGGCCAGAGCCUGAAGUACGGAAAGUGUGUCUGCCCCAAGGGACAGGAGUACAAGAACGGGAAGUGCCAAUGCCCGCACGGCAAGGUCCCCGGCAAGUACGGAAAGUGUGUGUGCCCCGAAGGCCAGGUUGAGAAGUACGGCAAGUGUGUCUGUCCCGAUGGUCAGAUCUUCAAGGACGGCAAAUGCCAGUGCCCUCCCGGUCAGACCCUCAAGUACGGCAAGUGUGUCUGCCCUGACGGCCAGGUCUACAACAAGGAGUCCAAGAAGUGCGAAUGCCCCAAGGGACAGGUCUGGAAGUACGGAAAGUGCGUCUGCCCUGAUGGCCUCAUCUUCAAGGACGGAAAGUGUCAGUGCCCUGAGGGUCAGACUCUGAAGUACGGCAAGUGUGUCUGCCCUGACGGCCAGAACUACAACAAGCACACCAAGAAGUGCGAGUGCCCUGAGGGUCAGAUCUUCAAGUACGGAAAGUGUGUCUGCCCCGACGGCCAGGUUUACAACAAGCACUCCAAGAAGUGUGAAUGCCCCUCUGGUCAGAUCUUCCGCUACGGCAAGUGUGUCUGCCCCGACGGCCUCGAGUGGAACAAGCACAGCAACAAGUGCGAGUGCCCCGCCGGUCAGACUCUCAAGUACGGCAAGUGUGUCUGCCCUGAUGGUCAGGUUUACAACAAGCACGCCAAGAAGUGCGAGUGUCCUCGCGGCCAGAUCUUCCAGUACGGCAAGUGUGUCUGCCCCAACGACAAGGUUUGGAACAAGUGGCACAAGAAGUGCGAGUGUCCUGCCGGCCAGGUUGAGAAGUAUGGCAAGUGUUCGUGCCCCGAUGGCAAGGUCUGGAACAAGCACGAGAACAAGUGCAAGUGUCCCGACGGCCAGAUCGAGAAGUACGGAAAGUGCACUUGCCCCGACGGUCAGGUCUGGAACAAGCACUCCAACAAGUGCGAAUGCCCUAAGGGUCAGGUCUUUGAGUACGGCAAGUGUGUCUGCCCCAAGGGCAAGGUUUGGAACAAGUGGAACAAGAAGUGCGAGUGCCCCAAGGGUCAGGUCGAGAAGUACGGCAAGUGUGUCUGCCCUGAUGGUCAGGUCUGGAAGCACGGAAAGUGCCAGUGCCCUGACGGUCAGUACUACGACCGCUGGUCCAAGUCCUGCAAGUGCCCCAAGGGCCUGAGCUGGAACGGACACAAGUGCCAGAACAACUGCGGCCCCGAUGCUGAGUACAAGAACGGCGGCUGCGUCUGCAAGAAGAACGGCCAAGUCUUUGACAAGCACACCAAGAAGUGCAGCUGCAAGGGCGGCAUGACCUGGGACGACUGGAAGAAGCAGUGCCGAUGCCCCAAGGGCACCAGCUGGAACUCUUACGCCAACGAGUGCCGCAAGGGUGGCUACGGCUACGGAUACUAA
Molecule: messenger RNA, 2103 nt
Organism: Fusarium keratoplasticum
Lineage: Eukaryota; Fungi; Ascomycota; Sordariomycetes; Hypocreales; Nectriaceae
Exons: 1
Coding region: 1-2103 (700 amino acids)
Source: RefSeq, a predicted model, not a curated record